Styela clava is the source of this 2318-nucleotide messenger RNA. Its product is annotated as solute carrier organic anion transporter family member 4C1-like. Gene Ontology annotation, biological process: sodium-independent organic anion transport; transmembrane transport. Gene Ontology annotation, molecular function: protein binding. The record is from RefSeq and is a predicted model, not a curated record. Gene Ontology annotation, cellular component: basolateral plasma membrane. NCBI's taxonomy places the organism in Eukaryota, Metazoa, Chordata, Ascidiacea, Stolidobranchia, Styelidae.
GGCCGUCCGAAUACAUGAAUUUCAAAUAUGACAACAUAAUAAUAGGAUUCUUGGAUUUUAUAGUUUAUCAGAUUUAACAUUUACUGCUGCGUUUUCUUCGAAAUACUCUUCAUACUAAGCGCAGAGUCGAGCAUUGGUUAUUGGAAGUGACUGUUGUGUGUUAGCAAAUGGAUGCGAUUACGUUGAGAAAUUUCAAAUGGUGGGGAAUUCGGAAAAAAUGGAAACAAGUUGCCAAUACAUCGCUUGGAUUUUUACUCACGUUCGGAUUUUCAACGUUUGUGCAUGGAAUGGUGAUUAAUGGAAUCAUGAACGUUAAUAUAUCAACAAUCGAGCGUCGAUACCACCUGAAAAGUUAUGAAUCAGGUUUAAUAUCAAGCAGUUACGACAUGGCGUUCUGCGUACUUUGUCCCUUGGUGACCUACUACGGGAAUCGACAUCACAGACCUCGUAUUAUGGGUGCUGGCAUGAUUAUGUUUGCUUUGGGAUGUGUCGUCUAUACUUUACCUCAUUUUACACAUAAAAAAUAUGAUCCAAAAACUUAUUCCGAUUUGUGCAUCAACAAAAGCAUGUUAGAAACAGAAGAAAACCAACCGCAAAGCGAGACUGCGGAUUACUUAUUAGUUUUUGUAUUUGGAAAUAUUUUACUUGGUGUCGGAAGCAUCCCGAUAAUAACGUUAGGAGUCACAUACCUGGAGGACAGCACCACAAAAGAAAAAGCAGCUUCUUAUAUCGGAUUGACUGGUGGUAUUUCCGCCUUUGGGAGUGUGAUUGGUUAUCUGCUUGGUGGAUAUAUGUUAUCACACCAUGUUGACAUCACAAGAACAGGGAAACAACGUUUGGAGAUAGAACCCGACAACCCGAUGUGGAUAGGAGCAUGGUGGGUGUCUCUACUUCUUGCAUCAGGACUUGCAUUUCUGGCAAUGUUACUCGUGAUAAGAUUUCCCAAAAAUUUGAGAGGUUCAAUCUCGCAACGUACCUUUCGAGAUUCCGAAGUUCAUGCAAAAUCUGGAUCACAAAUUACAGAACAACUAUCCUUCGGGAAGUCAUUCAAAGAUUUCCCUACAGCUUUUGUACUGUUAUUGAAAAAUCCAACCUUCUUAUUCACUACUAUGGCGGCAAGUUUUGAGACUUUUCUUUUGAAUGGAUUCGCAUUGUUCUUACCGAAAUUACUACAGAAUCAGUUUCACAUCACUCCCACAGAAGCCGGUCUCAUGGCGGGGUCCGUAAGCGUACCCGGAGCCAUAAUUGGACACUCAGUUUCAGGAUAUUUAGUAAGAAAAAUGGGUUUGAAAUCUCCGGCCAUAUUACGAGCAAGUGUAAUAGCAACUAUAGUUUCAGGAUUUCUUGCACCCUGCUUAAUUCUUCACUGCUCAAGAAAUACAAUUAUUAAUCAAGUGGCAGAAACCAGCCGUAAACCUGUUUGCAAUGAUCACUGUGCAUGCAAUGAAAACUUUUUUCUGCCAGUUUGUGGGGAAGACAACGUGGAGUAUUUUUCAGCUUGCCACGCAGGAUGCCACAGUCAACUUCCUAAUGAAACGAUUUAUUACAAUUGUUCCUGUGUUUCUACAAACGCAAACCGUACGAUGGCGGCAAAAAGGGGUUCAUGUUCAACAAGAUGCGGUUUACUCAUACCAUUCUUGGUACUUUUGUUUAUACUAAUUUCGUUCAGUUUUGCUGUUUUAACACCUUCAGUGGUUGUAGUUCUGAGGUGUGUUCCAUAUUCACAGAAAUCGUUUGCCCUGGGAGUGCAAUGGUUUUUUCUAAGAGUUAUAGGUAGUAUUCCAAGUCCGCUAGUAAUAGGAGCUGUAUUUGAUGCCUCGUGCACUGUGUGGAGAAUGCAAGACGGCAAAGAAGGCUCUUGCUGGUUUUACGACAGCAAAUCAUUUGCGAAGUCUGCAAUUUUUAUAGGUGUUUCCUGCAAAGUUUUGACAGCAAUUUGUUAUUCAUUGGCAUAUAAAUGUUAUGUACCCGAGACGCAACAAACUACAGGCAAUGAUGACAGAGUCAAAGUGGGAGAAGAUAAAGAGCAUAUGCUACCAUCCAGUGACAAACUUGAAACCAGCCUCACUUCCCUUUAACAAAGUUUGAUACAACGUAUAUGCAAAAACCUUUUCAUUGCCAUACUUUUUUAAUAAUUAUUCAAGGUUUUCAAGAAUAAAUUUUAUAGAAUAGAAUAAAGUUUCACGUCAAAAGCGUAGUCAUGGAUUAAGAUAAUUAAAUAAUGCAUAUUUAGUACAAGAGGUAUGUAUUGGAGAUAAAUAAUGAAGAGGUGUUAAAUUAAGUUGAAAUUCAAUAACUUACUUAGGAGUCACGUUUCA